AUGCCGAAAUACACACAAAUACACUUUCAGGUUGGAUCUCAUCCUCCUUUAUUAAAACCACGCUAUCCUCCCGAUUUAAGUCCCGAAGACUUAAUGCAAAACGCAUUACAAAAACUUGAAAAAUCUGGUAAAUUUUCUAAAAUCCCGAACGCAUUUAUGACUUAUAGAAUGCAACUUCAAAAAGAAUUUGCAUGUCAUUAUUCAUAUCCCGGUAUGCGUAAACUAUCUUCCAUUGCUGCGGAACUCUGGAAGCAAGAACCUGAUUACGUAAAAGGAACUUAUCAAGAGCUUACGCGCGAAGCUCAAACUCGAUUUGAAAAAAUAGCGAAUGCAUCUUUUCCAUUGCAGUUCGUACAAUUUAUUAAUCCGAGUGAAAUUUCGUUUACUCCUGAGAAUAAAUCAAAUAUAGAAGAGACUAAUCCAUUUGAGAUACCGGCACAUGGCGAUAUUAUUUAUGAUACUCCCGAUUCUACUAGUGCUUCAAUUAAUGUGACAAGAAAUAACAACGAAGCUGAUCUUCAAAUCGAUGAUACCUCCUCCCCAUCAUCAAUUUUGUAUAAUGGAGCUGGGCCGCAAAUUAUAGAAAAUGAUUAUUUCAUCAACUCGCCAGUUGUGAAUAAUAAUACGAAUUUGAAUAUAGUAUCUUCGGAUACUCUUACUGUUAAUUAUCCUCAGAGCAUCCCUCUCGAAUCUAUAAUUAAUGAUAAUAACAUAUAUAAUUCAGAAUGCAAUUUUAAAAGUGUCAAUACUACAAGUAUCCAGAUCAUAAAUUCGAUUAUGACCACUAAAUACCAGGAGGCAUCGCCAACAUGCUUCUCUAGCCCAUUGAAUUCUGUCAACAACAACAGAUCCGAUAAUACAUAUCCGCUAUUGACACCUGUUUAUGAAGCAAUAAAUUACAAGGGGAAUAUUCCAAAUCGGGUUACUCAGCUUGAGGAUAUUGUAUCUGAUAUAGCGUAUUCUAGUAAUAUAAACUUUACUAACGAUCGUUCCGCGAAUCUUGAAGAACGAGUGACUGUUUUAGAAAGAUAUGUGAAACUGUUACGUGAUAGAAGCUGCAAGUAA
Messenger RNA from Ambispora gerdemannii, 1065 nucleotides. The record is from the annotation of a GenBank genome assembly. NCBI's taxonomy places the organism in Eukaryota, Fungi, Glomeromycota, Glomeromycetes, Archaeosporales, Ambisporaceae.